AGGGAUGACUCCCCCGGGUCAGUGAAGUAGUCAGCCUUUGCCAUCAAAGGAGUUGGGCCUGUUCAAAAAAUGAUAAAAUCAUACGAACAAAAGAAAUAUCGCUUUGGACUAAAGUAUGCGAGGACAAUUUUGAGUAAUCCGAAUUUCGCUGAACAUGGAGAAACCUUAGCAAUAAAGGGGCUCAUUCUUAACAUGGGUAAGCAACAAGAAGCACAGGAAUGUGUGAAAAGAGGUUUGAAGGCUGAUUUGAAAUCUUAUGUUUGCUGGCAUGUAUACGGGCUUGUUCAAAGGCAUACAAGCGAGCUUUAA
Molecule: messenger RNA, 309 nt
Organism: Cylicocyclus nassatus
Lineage: Eukaryota; Metazoa; Nematoda; Chromadorea; Rhabditida; Strongylidae
Source: the annotation of a GenBank genome assembly